Molecule: messenger RNA, 1408 nt
Organism: Kockovaella imperatae
Lineage: Eukaryota; Fungi; Basidiomycota; Tremellomycetes; Tremellales; Cuniculitremaceae
Exons: 8
Coding region: 69-1385 (438 amino acids)
Biological process (GO): transmembrane transport
Cellular component (GO): intracellular membrane-bounded organelle; membrane
Source: RefSeq, a predicted model, not a curated record
CUGCCAUCCCUCUCCGCCAUCCCCAGUUCAGCUUUGUACCUCUGGCAUCAGAGGGAAUACACAACACUAUGUCUUCACGAUCCACAGUGACCACGCUGGUCGUUGGCAUGUUCGUAACCGGAUGUGCGAACAGUUUAUUAACCAAAUAUCAAGACAAGGCCUGUGUAGAGAACUGUGGCCCAAAUGACACAUUACCGAAAGUGGACUUUGAACAGCCAGUAUGGCAGACUCUCAACAUGUUCAUCGGUGAACUCGGCUGUGGCUUACCAUUGCUUUAUCGAUGUAUCGUUCAGGCAACAAAGCGCAAGGACGGCAAGUCAUUUCCCGGACGAGUCUUAGCUGCCUGGCCUGGCGACGGGUCAGCCUCUACCGAGGGGUACAAUCAAGUUGCCCAAGAUGAAGGGGAGGUUGCACCAAAGCCGGACUUUGAAGAGCGCUUGACGGGCUGGAAAGUGUGCCUCUUAUGGUUCCCUGCUUUCUUUGACAUCUGCGGGACCACCUUGAUGAAUGUCGGAAUGAUCCUGUGCCCGGUUAGCAUUUACCAAAUGUCACGAGGUGCUCUGGUCCUCUGGGUCGGCAUCCUAUCUGUCAUUUUCCUGCGUCGGCAUCUAUACCUAUACCAGUGGACAUCCCUCAUCAUCGUCACCAUGGGAGUCUGCCUCGUUGGUCUUUCCGGCAGCAUGCAGAAGAAACCGAUGGCCGACGAACCAGUUGAUCUUGUCGCGAGAUUCAUGGAGAUCGCUCAGAGGUCAGAUGAAGAUCCUGGCAAAGUGGCUGUCGGAGUCCUACUCAUUCUUUUCGCUCAAGUUUUUACUGCCUCGCAAUUCGUUGUCGAGGAGAAGAUCAUGGCGAGAUACAAAGUCGAGCCCGUCGCGGCCGUCACGUAUGAAGGCUUCUUUGGCCUCGUGACUACUCUUGCCGCCAUGCCCAUCUUGCACUUGACGCUCCGACACCGAUCUCCGUACUUUGACGUCCCUAGGGGAUGGAGACAGAUCAUUCACCACCCCCGAGUCUACUGGACCUGUAUCGCCAUCAUGUUCUCCAUUGGAUCUUUCAACUUUUUCGGGCUGAGCGUGACGACACGGAUUAGCGCGACUGCUAGGAGCCUGAUCGACACGUGUAGAACGCUGGGAAUUUGGAUCUUCAGUCUUGCAGUCGGGUGGGAAAGAUUGAUCUUCCCAUUGUCUCUCUUGCAAGUCGCAGGGUUUGCGAUGCUAGUAUACGGCACGUUUGUGUUCAACGGCCUGCUGAAACCGCUGUGCUUCCCCCCGCCGGCCCAGGUCCGACUGCCUCAAGAGUCUGACCUUGAAGAGACUGGUGCAACCCCAGCAGCUUCAAGCCAAAGUCGUCAAGGCUACGAUGUCCUUCCAAGCGACGAGCAUUGAUUUGCGCUAGUAUAUGUAAACGU